AUGGGGUUUCUGCUCCCCGUCUCCCUCCUGGUUUUGCUGGCGGUGGCCUACCCGGGAGGCAGGAGCGCGCGGAAGGGCUGGGCCGCGCGGGCGCAAAGCCCCGGAGGCAGCUCCCCCGCGCCCUCCGCGCCCCCCGGGACCACAGCAGCGGCGUUCUGGAUGCGCAUAAGCCCCAAGUUCCUAGCCGUGCCGCCGGGGAGCUCGGUGUGGCUCAACUGCAGCAGCAGCUGCCCCAUCCUGGAGGGCUCCGCCCUCCACACGGGGCUGCGGCGGGGCCAGAAGCUCAGCGGGCCCAGCUGGGUCUCCUUCCAGCUGCUGGACGUCAGGGCCUGGAGCUCCGAGGUGCGCUGCUCCCUCACCUGCGCCGGAGUCACGCGGUGGGCCGCGGCCAGGAUCGACGCCUACAAACGACCUCACCGCGUGGUCCUGGAGCCCCCGGCCUUGGAGGGCAGCGAGUUCGUCCUGCGCUGCCACGUGACGCACGUGUUCCCCGUGGGCUCCCUGGUGGUCACCCUGCAGCGUGGCGGCCGGGUCAUCUACUCCGAGAGCCUGGAACGCUUCACGGGCCUGGACCUGGCCAACGUGACGCUGACUUACGAGUUCCAGGCCAGGCCCCAGGACCUCUGGAAGCCCGUGACCUGCCACGCGCGCCUCCGGCUCGACGGCCUGGUGGUCGGCAGCAGCUCAGCACCCGUGAGGCUGACAUUCUUGGCGUGGAGCCCCGCGUCCAGAGCCGUGGCUUCCGCUUCCAUCGCAGCCUUCGUGGGGAUUCUUCUCGUCCUGGGGGCCGUCUACCUGCGGAAGUACCUACAGAUGCAGUCCCUGGCCUAG
Pipistrellus nathusii (Nathusius's pipistrelle) is the source of this 831-nucleotide messenger RNA. Lineage: Eukaryota; Metazoa; Chordata; Mammalia; Chiroptera; Vespertilionidae. The record is from the annotation of a GenBank genome assembly.